Dentiscutata heterogama is the source of this 7757-nucleotide messenger RNA. The record is from the annotation of a GenBank genome assembly. NCBI's taxonomy places the organism in Eukaryota, Fungi, Glomeromycota, Glomeromycetes, Diversisporales, Gigasporaceae.
AUGUCAGCACUAGAUAGACUACAAAAAUGUUUACAAGAACUUACGAAUUGUCGUCAGAGGAUAAUACAGAAUGUGAAAAGUAAUCUUUUUUUUGACAGUGCUAGUGAGGCUAUUAGAUAUUGCGAAGAUAUCGAACAAAUAACUUUAAAUGAUAUUGACGUUCAAGAACUAGGUCUCGCGUCAAAAUUUCUAUUUGAUCCGAAAACAGGAAUAAUUAAAUUUUUAGUAGACACUGCCCAAAUAAUUGAUUCAACACUUUCUAAAGCAAAGAUAGCUCUUUUAGAAUUUCUAUUUCUUUAUAUACAAAAAGUAAGAUCCGAUAUUGAACCAUAUUCAAUCAAGAUUAGGGACGCGUGUUUCACACUUCAACAUAAUGAUGAAGCUGUUGUACGUGCUGCUUCUUUUAAACCAAUGGUUGCAAUGUUGGAUUCAAGUGUACGAAUAAUUGAUCCUAAUAAAAUGCACAUGGAAGAUAUACUUCAACGAUUUCCCGAACAUUCUAAAAAAGAUUGCGACAAACUUUUACGUGUUUUCAUAAACAAGUUAAAAGAUCCAGAUCAUUCAAAUGCUGCUUUUAAAGGAUUACAUUCUUUCUUAUUUAGUUUUCCUGAUUUAUUGAAGAAAGCUAAUCAAGAGGAAUAUGUAUUUCAAUGCAUUUUAAGAAGUAUUACCAUGGUCGAGAACGAAAGUCAUUAUGAUAUUGCGAAAACUGGUUUCGAUUAUAUAUCUGAUCAUUCAAGCAUAUUUGGUCAUUAUUACUUGCAACAUUAUCGUGAAGUGUGGGCUUGUCUUUGGAAAUGUCGUGAUCAUAAAAAUAAUGACGUUGCCGCUUUGUUGAAUUCAAAUUUUAUUGGGUCUCAUGAAAAAGAAUGUGUGGAGUUCUUUUUAUCAAUAUUUGUAAAUAUAUGGAAGGCUAAUAGCAGUGAUCAAAAACAGGAAGUAGAAUCAAAGAAUCAACAAACAAAAGAUCUUUCCAUUGCUGUUCGAGGUGUAGGGUAUUUUGCCGCACCAGCAAAAAAGUUUAUGGAGGAAAAUAGGUUACAACAACUAUUUCAGGAUUUGCUUAAGCCAAGUGCUUGGGUAGUUUCAAGUAUGGAUUAUAAAGAGACCUCACUGAAUGUUCAACAAAUACCGUUGUUCAUUGAAGCCUAUUGUUAUAUUGGACAUGAAUUUGAUGUUAUUUUUGAUGAAUUAAUGGAGGUUAUUGAACGUGAAGUGGGUUUAAUGCUUAUGUAUUACCCACGUUUAAUAUCAGAAUUACGUCUUAGAAGUGCAAAUGCUUAUGUACAAUUAUUAUGGAUGUUAUACAUGAAAGGACGAGGUGUUUUGCAAAAAUUUGUUGCUAAAACAUUUUAUCAUGCAAUGAUUUUGACGUGUACAGAUGGAAUUCAAUAUAAAAAUCAGGCUGAUAUUCAAGAAAAUGUUCCUGGAAUUAUUAAUCCUGUAGCUGAACAUACGUAUCAAGAAAUGUUCAAUUUUUGGGAACAUAUUUUUAAAGAUUCAACCUUAACUUGGGUUAUUCGUCAAAGUGGUCUUUCAUCUGAAGAACCUCAAAAUAAUGAUACUAUCAAAGAAUUUUUUUCUAUACUAUAUGAUGAAUUUUUAUCUGCUGUAUUUCGUAUGAUUAGAUCUUUAAAUUUUGAUGUUAUAGAUGUAGCAUCUGAUGAUACAACUAAUAUUACUGAAUCUGGAUCUGACCAAAUUGAAAAAAAUACGGACUCUAAUUUAAUAGCAAUUGCUGGAUCUGGUGAUUUAGAUAAUUUAAAACCUGUUGUUUCUAAAGAUUUUGUACUUUUUCAAAAUCUUGUAGAUUUCUGGAAAUUAUUUUUAUCAAGGAUCAGACGUGAAUUAUUUUCAAGAUGGGUUUAUCUUUCAGGUGAUACUUUAAUAACAUUUUCUACGCAAUAUCCCUAUGUUAGUGGUUUCUACAAGAUGCUGGGGUCAUGUAUGAAAGUAUGCGAAAUUAUAAAGUUUUUUGAUGGUAUUAAAAAAAUAAAUGAUGAGAAUACUACGAUUCACGGCGCGCAUGAUCAAUUAUUACCUUCUGCUACAUCAUUGCAACGCGCGAGUUACUUUCUUUUUACAAAAUUUCUCAAAGAAGUUUGUGUUCGACUUGAUCAAUACAAAGAUGAUUUACUUGCUUCAUGCCUUGAUCUUGUUCUUUCGGCUCCUAAAGAGCUUCUUCAUAUGGAUAAUCUUAUAUCACCAAUACGUAUUUCAUUAAAAUUGGGACAAAGUUAUCAACCACUUGCAAAUAUUGGUUUAAAUGCAAUUGAAAAAUUACUAGAUAUGAAAGAAUCUCAAAAUAUUAAUAAAUUACUUGGACAAUUAUUACCACUUUUAAAUGAUUAUUUAUUGGUUACUGCUGAUUCAAUGGAUAAUUCUCUUAAAGAAAUUGCUCAAGUUCGUGCUGAUGCUCAAUCGUUGAAACGUGGAAUUAAAACAGUAGAACAAGCUAGAAAGCAGAAAAUAAGAGAUAUGGAUAGGCAUAAAAGUUCUACAAUUGUUGGGAUGGGUCAGCUAAAGAAAAAUGCUGGAUUACAUAAUUUACAAGUACGCGUUCUUCGAAUACUUGGAAGACUUGGUGGAACUAGCAAAUUAAUAUUUGAACGAAUUAUUGAUAAUGAAACUACAAAUAAACAACAAAAUAUUCAUGGAUUUAAAGAUAAAACUUCAAAUAAUCUUUUGGCUUGGGAUCCUGAAAAACGAUUAAUUUUUAAUAUUCCAUAUCCGGAUACCAAUGUGGAAAUUUCAAUUGAUGAAUUCUUCCCACGUAUUGUUGAACUAGCCGAGUCUGCUCCUGAUCGAAAAACAAAGGUUUUUGCUUGCGAACUUUUACAUUCUAUUAUGUUGCUUAUGAUUGGCAGGAGCGCGUUUCAAGCUCGUAGUACGGCAGGACCACAAAAGAGUCCAUUUUAUCGUAUAUAUCGCCGAAUAUUUCCCGCACUUUUACGUUUGGCCAUUGAUACAGAUCAAGUACCAAGAAAACUGUUUCGCCGUCUUGUAGCUCAAAUGAUACAUUGGUUUACAAAUAAUGCACAAUAUGAGAAUCCAGAGACUAUUGCGUUAUUACAAUGUUGUCUCGAUGCUAUAUGUGAUACUUGGGGUUCAUUGAGAGAUUAUGGUGCGGAAUGUCUUAAUGAAUUCUUAUUAUGGUCAAUUAAACAGUCAUCAGCUCAGCAAAUGGAUGAGAAUCCGAUGAACAUUAAAUCAUUAUUAAAGCGUUUAUAUAAUCUUUCUGCACAUCCUGAUUAUACCAAACGUCUUGGAGCUUCACUUGCUGUUAAUCAUAUAUAUCGUGUAUAUCGUGAGGAAGAAUCUUUAAUCGAUCAAUUUACAUUUGAACUCUUAUAUUGGAUUUUAUUCAAUUUGAGACUUUCUGAUCAAGAUCAAGAUGCUAUUGGUACACGACAACAAGCUAUCGCAGCGAUUAGGCAUUUGAAAAAAAUAAUUACUGUUAAAUCAGAUCUGUUUAUAAAUGAAACAGAUGCGAGACGCAAGUUUUCUAAUCUUGAUAAAGCUGAUUUAUCAUCCUUAGUUAAAUGGUUAUUUAAUGAGACCCGUAAACUUGAACGAGAUUAUGCAAACAUGUGUAGAGAAUUAUUUUCCGAAUUUGUGGCAUUACUACCAGAACAUAAAAGUGGUUCUCGAUGGGUUUCAUAUGAACUCACAAAAGAUCCAUCUUUUCUAAAAAAUCUCUAUAAAAUUUCGAUACUAUCUCAAUUACCUUCUCAGCAUCAUAAUGUGAUUUCAUCAAAAACCAAAGGAUGGUGUUUACGCUUCUUAUGCAUUUUAGAAAAUUAUACUUGGCUAAUCAAAGAGAAAUUUGUGGCACCACUGGCACUAAUUAAAAAUGAAAGCACAAUUUUUCGAAAAGCCAUUGAUUAUUUUUUAGAUAGAAUGGUAUUAAAUGUUGAUUCAAGUUAUUCACAUGAAAUGAUGGAUGUUGAUGAUGAAAGUAGUUUUAGUUCAAUUAGUUCAGAAAAUAUUUUAACCCCUGGUGAAAGAUUACAAUGGUUGAAUCGUGAAGCACAAAUGAUUGAUCGUUUAAUAGAUUUUGCUAUUGUUAUACUUGAAAAUGCAAAUGAUAAUGAUAUACAAAGUAUAUGGAAUACAAACAUUUUUGGUAAUCCAUUUUUUAAGACAAUAGCAAAAUCAUUAUUUUAUUUCGAAAGUUUGGGUUUGGAUUUAUUAUAUAGUGGUGGAAAUGAACGUGAUAAAUUUACAAAAAAAUUGGAACAUUUAUUGACUUUGUGGAAAAAACGAUCAAAAUCUGGAGAUUCUCAACGAGAUCAAAUGGUUAAAGAAAUUGCUGAUAUUGCAUUUUCAGAUGAAAUUGAUUUGCUUAGUAUCGAAAUUGAAAAGUCAGAUCCUGCUAGUUACAUUCAUAUUACGGCUGGUUUUAAAAUUUUAACAUCAACCGAGAUCUUUCCAGAACUGUUUUCUCACAUACCAUCACAUGUGAUUCGUAAUAAUACUUUACAUGAUCUGCAUAGUUAUACUGUAUUGAUGUGGGAAAAAUUCAAGUCUCUUAGAAACGCAGAGGAACCUGUUUGGGUUGAACUUGCGGGUCAUUUACUUACCUUUGUUUUAAGUAAUAAUCCUGAUGCUUUGAACAGAUGGCUUCUCAGUGAUAUAUUGGGCUUUCCAAGUAAUAGCUCUCAUGUGAGUUAUCAAGAUGGUAGUCUGUAUUAUCAGAAAUUUUUUUCAAGCAUCAAUGAACAUGUAUCUCGUAAUUUCAAAGGAUUUGCAUUUAUAUUUUGUGAGAACAUUAAUGACGCAAUAGUAAAAGAUGUUGUUUCGGGAGUAAUUGAUUAUUUAUCCUUCAAGAAAAAUUCGGAACAGAUACUAUUGUUUUUGAACGAUCGUCCAUUUUCAAAUAACUUUAAACAAUUAUUCUUUGAUACAUACGUAUCAUUUCUUGGAAAAGAAACAGAGCUUGAUUUUAAAUGUGAAGCUUUGGAAAUUAUGCCAAUAUUUCUUAAAUCUGAUAUGCCUACUGAAAAGAUUGAAUCAUGUGUUUCGGAUAUGUUGAAUAAUCAAUUUCCUUUAUGGUCAUCAGAUUACAAAUCUGGUGGAACAAGAAAAUUAAAUGAAUAUAUUUCAGCACUUGAUGGGCUACUUAAAGCGAUGGUUCGAUCUGAUAGCGUUAGCCUUUUUAAAAUCUUGCUUCCUAUUUUUGUUCGAGAGAAUGAUCAUAUUUAUAGCGAAGAGUUUUAUCGUCAAUUGGGAGAAUUUGUUUCUAAACUUCCGCGAUCUAAAUUUGUUGAAACUUUGGAAAUUACUUUCGGAUAUUUCAUGGAUUCAAAGUUUGCAAAUUUUCAUCGAAAUAUAAUCCAAUCAAUCCUAAGUCCCAUAUUGAUGCAAGGAACAAGGAUAUAUGUUGUGGAAUUUUACAAAAUGCAUAUUAGAGAGUUAAUCAAUAUUAUCGAACAAGAUAAAUAUCCAAGGACUGAUUCUGAUAUUUUUAACAUUAUGUAUCUUCGAGUUUCUAAAGAUGACAUUUAUUCAGAAAAAGGAGAAAUUGUUCAAACUUAUUUUCAAGGAAGAAUAUUAAAGGCAAAGGAACUGACUCGUAUAAUAAUGGACUAUGCACAUAAAACCAAGUCAAAAAGCGAUAAUGAUGAAUAUUCAAGUGACUCUGUUAUAGAAGCUAAACUACUACUUAGGUGUGCUGCGUAUAAUGCUCUUGCAGCAGCUAUCUUGUGCACACAAGAAAAUACUUCCAAAAAUACUCCAGUGUUUUAUAGGACAUUUUUAUUUUCUGAUAAUGUUCUCAAAGGGGAAUAUGUUUGGGAAAAUAUUGUUGAUUUGAAGAUGAAACAUCAUUUCAAUGCAGACUCUGAACAACCAUUUUUUAAAACUAAACUUGAUGAUUUUCGGACGAGAACAGCGGGUUUAUCUAAAGAAACGAAAAAAACAAGUAGUUUAAAAUACCUUGCGUCCCAAUAUUUGGCAGACUCUAGUGUUUCACAAACCGCCAAUCUUGAUAGUAUGAUAGAUGAAAUUACCCAGGAUUUAGGCUCAAGCGUACAAAUUGAAGAUAAUGAACCAACUCCAAUGGAAGUAGAUGAACCAACAAAGGAUUUGCCAGAACCUAGGGAAUUGGAAAUCGAUUCAUUUAAUCGUAAUCCUUGUAUGAAAACGAUUAUCAGAGUAAUUGAACGUCUUCACACUGAAAUAACAUCGCCAAAUUCGUCUGAAUCAACACCUAUAUGGAUGAAUGAUUUACAUAAAAAGUUCAUUAAAAAAGAAACGCAUCUCAAUAUACGUCUAUUUAUUGCUAAAAUUAUUAUCAAUAUUCCUGAAGCUUUUGAGAAGUAUGCUUCAAUUUGGAUUCGGCCAUUAAUGCAAUUAAUAAUUGAAGGAGAUGCGUAUGGAAAAGGAAUAAACUAUUUUAUUCAGGACCUUUGCGCUAUAAUAAUUGUUUGGAGUUCUUUCGAAACAUUAGGAUCUUAUGAGGAUAAAAUAUUGAUCUAUAAAUUAAUGGAUUUUUUGAUGAGAAAUACUUGCAGUGAAGAUCGCACCGUCCUUCGUAAUAAUCUUCAAUCUAUUAAGGGAAUGUUUGAAGCAUGGCACGACAUCAUUGUUGUACCAACACAAGUUAUAUAUGACUAUUUUAGUAGUUCGGACGAUAACCAAAUUAUUGCGGGCUUACAGUUAUUUGGUAUCGCAUUAACACAUGACAAGUCACUGUUUAAGCAAGAAGUUGGAAUUGAUUUUGGCACUUUGACAGAGGAAAAAUUUUAUUGGGAUCUCACCAGAAAAUUAGAUCAUGAAAAAAGCAAUAUACGUUCUCUUACAGCUGAAGUGUGUGCAUCAGAAAAAUUUUUAAAAUAUGCUUUUAAUCUCUUACCACGGUUAAAUAGUCUUAAUGUUAAAAAAAUUCUUGCAUUAGAAGUUAUUUCAUAUUGCGCUGAAAGCGAUCCUGAUUUACUUACAAAUUUGGGAAAAACUCAGCUUCUUACAUUACUUAGACAUAAGAGCGAUAAUGAACAAUUAGUAGCAUUAAGAAUUUUGAAUGGUGUACUACUUCAGGGGGAUGAAACUUUAGUAGAUUAUUUCUUAGAUCCAUUACUCGAAAGUUUCAAAGAUCAUCCUAAUAUUAAUUGUCGAAAUAUUCCACAGGAAUCAUUUUAUGCCAUUUUAAUGCAGUUAUAUAAGAAAACAUCAAUAGAAAGUAAAGUCAAACAAAAAUUGAAAAUCGGUUUGCUAAGAGGGUUAGCGGAUUUAGAUGAAAACAUACAACAAACGUUGACGGAAUUUUGGAAGGAACAACAAGAACUUUCUCAUGAUACGUUUACUUCAUUAAAAGAACUUGUUGGGAGUUUAUAUUGCUCCGAAAUCGAAACGCUUUUUUUACAAUACUCAUGCUUUUUACUACUCGAAGGGUCAAAAAAGAGCAUAGAUUAUAAAAAACCCAUAUUUGAUCAGCCUUUACCUCAAUCUAAAUUUGAUGACAAUUUUGACAAUAUAGACACCUCAUGGCGAGUGAAUAAUACUAUGACACCUCUUUUCGUUAAUACACAAAAAAAUAAUCAAAAGGCUUAUAAGCGAAACUUUCAAGAGGGAUUCGUUCGAGCGACAAAUAAAAAUAACGCAUUCAGUUUGACAAUCGAUCCAAUGAAUUAUGAUAUUGGAUCUCAAUUAUCAACUUGGACAUUGACACAAUCUAAUUUAUUGUUUGCUCCCGCGAAUACUCCUGUAUUGGGCAAAAGAAAACAGGCUAUUUACGGUGACUCAGACAAUGCGUCGAA